Molecule: messenger RNA, 1204 nt
Organism: Cyprinus carpio (common carp)
Lineage: Eukaryota; Metazoa; Chordata; Actinopteri; Cypriniformes; Cyprinidae
Exons: 2
Coding region: 276-1124 (282 amino acids)
Source: RefSeq, a predicted model, not a curated record
CUCUCUGUCUAGUUAGUUCUGAUUUAAAGUUCUUUAUUAUGUUCAGGUGUGUCUUGUUAAUUAUCCUAGUUUGGUCUGUGUAUUUAAGUUCCUGUCUUUUCAGUUUGAGUUUGUUGAGUAUUAUCAAUGUUAUGUAUGUCUAAACUAAAGCCAAAGCCCCCCGAGCUCUACAAGUCAUCGCCUAGGAGAGAAACAGAGCUGUUUAUGAAUGAACUGUCUGUCCUGUCACAGCCAUGGAGUUUGUACCUGAAUAAUCUGUUUGUUUUAUAACAAUCAUGGAGGUCAUUCCCCUGUCAGUGGCGCUUCCAGUAAUGGGAGCCAUCAUUUUGUGUGUGUGGGCUGUACACAGAGCCAUUACUCCUCCAGAGACUGCAAAGUCCACCCCAGGACUUCCUGUCUACCCAGAAACAACUAAGGAGCUCAUCCUCAGUGUGAGGUAUCUUUUAUGUGGAUUCGCCGCGGGACUUCCAGUCUCCAGCUACAUCAGGGUUGGAGGAUCCCCGGUCUCCAACUCCAACCUCCGAGCCCUGGUCUCCACCUCAGCCCGUAGAUCCAUUGGCUCCACCUUGGCUCUUAGCUCCCUCAUCUCCACCGUGGCCCGUCAUCCCACCAGCUCCGCCAGGCUCCUUCACCCUUCAGCUCUGACGUGGUCAGUCAUCCACUGCCUUCACCUCAGGACUACACUCCUCUGGCUUCACCUCAUCCCUUCAUCCCUCUGGCUCCAUUGGGCUCCUCCCUCCCUCCGGCUCCACCUUGGUCCUCUGUCGCUCCAGAUCCACCGUGGUCUUCUGGAUCCCCGCCUCGGUUGCCAGAGCCAUCGGCUCUGCCCUGGCCCUCUGGAUCCUCAGUGUCAACUUGGUUCUGCGGCUCUCCGUCUCUGUCCUGGGGUCCUGCUCUGCCUCCGUCAGUCAGCCCACUGGUCUUGUCAGCCCUUCCUCCACCAUGGCUCCUCCUUCCAUUGGCUCCACCGUGGGCCGCCAUCCUGGCUGCAGCCUGGGUCUUGCCUGCAUCCUCCUUGGUUCCUCCCUCUGUGUGCUCCACCUUGGACUGUGUUUGUCGUCCUCCUCCAGUUUUUUGCUCCCGAUUGUCGGGCUGUCUGCCCUUCGCUAUCCGUUUCUGCCUAAAAUCUAAUUUUAACAAUUUGAAUGUUUGUCUUCAUAAUUAUAUCCAGCUGGUUAUACCACCAUGUUUUUUUAUUUUUUUA